Brassica oleracea var. oleracea is the source of this 875-nucleotide messenger RNA. RefSeq lists its product as uncharacterized. Lineage: Eukaryota; Viridiplantae; Streptophyta; Magnoliopsida; Brassicales; Brassicaceae. The transcript has 2 exons. Bases 280 to 747 code for a protein of 155 amino acids. The record is from RefSeq and is a predicted model, not a curated record.
GUGAACAUGUUACUUUGAGAAACAGAUUUCACAAGAUAAUGUUUUAUAUUCGAAUAUUCAUUACGUACCUUCUCCAAAGUUAGAUACAAAUAUGCAAUUUUAAAAACAUUUUAAAGACAAAAAUCUACCAAUAAAGUAUCAAUUAAUUGUAAUUAUGGACCUGACUAUAUAUAGACGUUCGUCACCAUUGUAAUAAAAUUGUUUGUAUAUAAAAAGGGCACUGUUUCCAUGCUCAACUCUUGAUAAAUUAUAAGCGCCUUUGAAGAGAAGAAAAAAAAAAUGCAUUAUCAAGAACAGAUGGAGUCUCUUAUGUUGGGUGAAGAACGCAGACGCGAAAACUGCGUUAGAGACGCAGACGCGGACGCAGAUGAAGGUUUUAACUCUCCCUCUUCUUUUCCAAACUCUCCUGACGAAUCAGACCGUCGCAGUUCUUCUUCUUCAAGGAGAGGAUUGUCAAAACAUUACAGAGGCAAGUCACAGUCCUUCACGUCGCUGUCGGAAGCGCUGACAGUAGAAGAUCUCGCGAAACCCGAGAAUCCUCUCAACGCGAAACUGAAGCAGCGACGGGAGAGCUCUCACUGUCGACGAUUAUCCGGUUGCGGCGGUGCAUCGCAGCAAAAUCUAGCUGGCCACGACGCUUUCUUCGCCGGAAACGAUAGGCAGCCGAGACUUUCCGGUAACAGACUGCCUCCGAGAGCUCAGACGCUUUCGGCGGCUCACAUAUCGGCUUUGCUCACUCGAACCUGAACCGGGAAGCUUUUAGUUUAUUUGUUUAUCUAAACCGGAAUAGAACCGGGUUUCGUUUGGGAUGAUGUUUACUGGAGCUUCAGUCUUCUGAAUUGUGUGAGAAUGUAUAAAUUAUAAGUAUUUAGACU